AUGAGCCAAGCAGAAGACCAAUUUUCACGUGUGAGGUCGACAGUAAAUGUCGGAAGUAAUAAGAAAUCACUACUUUUCGUACAGGACAGUACCAUGUUAAUUAUAGGCCUUGGAGCGGGAAUACUACAAUUAGAAUCCUUGAAUGGAUUUCUGAUGUUUGCUAUUUGUUACAUUCUUGUUUCAAUCGUCUUUGUUCUUUGGCUUUGUGAGGGGAAGCCUGGAAGAUUUUUCGAAAAUCCAAUACAGGACAUCUUGAUGGACUCGUUCUUUAGAGAAUUAAUGGGGUUCAUUAUGGCGUGGACCUUUUCAUAUGCAUUAGUUGGAUAA
Molecule: messenger RNA, 327 nt
Organism: Naumovozyma castellii
Lineage: Eukaryota; Fungi; Ascomycota; Saccharomycetes; Saccharomycetales; Saccharomycetaceae
Gene: EMC6
Product: Emc6p
Exons: 1
Coding region: 1-327 (108 amino acids)
Source: RefSeq, a predicted model, not a curated record